Molecule: messenger RNA, 3490 nt
Organism: Callithrix jacchus (white-tufted-ear marmoset)
Lineage: Eukaryota; Metazoa; Chordata; Mammalia; Primates; Cebidae
Product: protein FAM210A-like
Source: RefSeq, a predicted model, not a curated record
GAGAUGGACACACCAGUGUCUUUUCCUGAAGAGAGCAAGAGGAGAGUCGUGGACUCAGGUCAGGGGACAGCAGCUCCACCACCAUUUUGUCCAGCUUCCCAAGUGUCAGCCCAGGGCGCAGCCCCUCAGAGGAUGGCAGCCCCUCCAUGGCACUAAAGCCACCAUGGGGCACUGCUCAGUAACCACGGAUUCUGAAGCCACAACAAACUGCAGAGAAUGCCCCAACAUUCUGCUUGGAACCCAACCAGCAACUGGCAUCUUGGAUUGGUCAGUUAUAUGCUUACUGACGGGGACAUUUAUUGCAACACCUGCCCGGUAUACCGUGACUCUGGGAGGAACAUCCUUCACUGUGAAGUAUCUGCGCAGUCAUGGCUACAUGUCCACACCACCACCCGUCAAGGAGUAUCUGCAGGACAGGAUGGAAGAGACAAAGGAGCUUAUCACAGAGAAAAUGGAAGAAACAAAAGAUAGACUUACUGAAAAGUUACAAGAAACCAAAGAAAAAGUUUCCUUUAAGAAAAAAGUGGAAUAAGUGCCUUAUAUAACAGUAUAGAAAAAUUCCUGCACUUUAACCCUUUGGAAACUAGGCAAAGAUACAUGUCUGAUUUUUUUUUUUCCUUUUUUUUGGUUAGUUGCCAAAAUAUACUAGUUCUCUGAGGGUUAAAGAAGUAAAAUACCUUUUUAAAGUUAAAUAUCAGUAGAAAAAUCAGUGUUUUUAUACGGAAAGAAAAUGAACCCAAUAUAAGAAUUUCCCAUCAAUAACAGUAUUAAGCAGUAGGUAAUGUCUUAGAAGUCAGACUUCUUUUUCAGGGUCUUCAGAAGCACGCUUGAUUUCUGUUUUGUUGCAGCUGUAAUUUAUGCUGGUAUGCCUGGUAUGGCAGCUGACUCCUUGAAUAACCAAUGUGACCCAUAACACAGGCUCUUAAUACUGGAUCUUAAUUUUUAUGUUCUUCAUUAAGGUUUUAACUGUAUUCAGUAUGUAAUUUGGAGACAAACUAGCAUCAUCCAAACUGCCUGUGAAUAAGAGGUUAUUUAGUCUUUCUAUAAAAAAAGAAUAGGACAGUUACCUACCAGUUAAAAUACCUUAUAUGAAGAAAAUAGAAUAAAGAUUUAGUCAUUUAUAUGUAAAUAAGAUGUAUUGGUUGUGUGUAAAUGAAAAAUGGAUCCUUUAAAAAUUAUUCUUACCUGAAGCUUGUUGUAAUUUUUUUAAAGCAAAUAUAUAUGGGGUGAUGGUACUUUUCAACUGUGUGUAUUGGUGGUGAUCACCUCAAACAUAAACCUUUAUUGUGAAUCAUUUGUGUCCUUUUCAACUAAUCUUUCAGCGGAAAGGUAACAAAAUAUUUACACCUUAAAUUUAUUGUUAAAAUCAAGUAUUUUUCAGCAGCAACUCAAGCUCAUGAUUCUCAAACAGAAAAAGGUUUGGGAGACUAAAAAUGGAGUCAGGUUGUCACGGAGUUGGCUGACUCCUUGGGGUAGGCACGGUCCUUGCCGCAGCAAACCACUGCAGUUUCCCAGUGUCUUAGUUUCAGAAUUAAUGCUGAUUUCCUUAUGGAGUAAAUUUUUAAAUUGUGGCUGCUGAUUUUUGUCUUACAUUGAAGGGAAAUACCCUCACUUAAGAAUUCUACUUGAUUUUUUUGGGGGGUGGGGGGAAGGCUAGUCUCAAACUUCUGACAUCAGAUGAUCCACCCACCUUGGCCUCCCAAAGGGCUGAGAUUCCAGGCAUGAGCCACUGUGCCCAGCCCUCUACUUGAUUUUUUUUUUAAUGACAAAGCUGUCAGAUCAUUUGCUUGUAAUGAAAUUCAGCCAUUGUCAGCUAUGAGCAUCGCUGUGGUGGGGCUAUGUUUGAGUAUGUGUGUGUCUGUUUCCUAUGCUCUAACUGCGAUUAUUUCAGUUCUCAUCCUUGAAUUGCUCAUUGGAGGAGGGAAUGGCCUCUUUUUAGAUUGUCCUUGUUUUGACUUACCUGCCAAGGCAAGAGAAUGUCAGAGUUUGCCACACAGUCCCGCAGGGACCCCUGCUCUUUGCCAGGAUUUUUGUAUCAAGUACUUAGUUUGGCCAAAUUUAGAGAAUAGUUUAAAGGGGAAAAAAAACUUUGCAGUUGAUGAGUCUAAUUAUUAUUAGAAUAGUUUUUAAAUGAAUAUGCCGUGAUUGGAAUCUUUCUUCCUGGGGGCCGGGAGAGUGCUGAGAGCAGCAGCUGUGUCUGUUCUCUGCAGUCUUGGGCAGGCGGCACUGCUGUCUCCUGAUACACAGGGUUGAAUGCCCUACUUCACAUUGAUGCCACAUUUUCAAAUCUAGACAUGAUUAACAUAUUUUAAGUAUUAAAUAAUUCACAUUUUUGCAGAUUCAAAUGCUGUUUUUUAAGAUAUUAAACACGUUUCUUGUUUCUUCUUAACCACUGGAGACUGCCCAUGUUAAAAUCUUGUGUUACAUGGAAUUCUUCUAAAACAAUUUCCUUUUACUUUUCAUGUUGCAUAUUUCCUAAUAGGGAUAAAUUGGAGGUUCUUAGAAGUUACUAAUAAUCCUGAGACUAAAAUUUGCUUUUUCUGCGUGGACAUUUUCUGUUCAGUCCAUUUGAGUUUUGUUGCCGUCCAGAUUCAUAAUCAUUUGUGGUUAGCUGAUUAUAGACAAUGAGGGACUGCUCGAGUGAUUUGAAAUUCUCUCGUAAAAAGUUCUCUGAAGAUGUGGGAAGUUCUGUAGUAUGACUUGGCACCAGGAAUGACACAAAAAUGCUGUUGCUCGCAUGUUGCUAACCUAGUCCUUAAACAAGCUUCAAAUAGUUUAAAUGGGGACCCCCUGUAAUCUGCUGAGUUUGGAGUAUUAAUAGCAGGCUAACAAUAUAGUACCAAUAUGUUGAGUUAAAUAAUUGAGAAUAUGUAUAGUAAAUAUAGUCUGCUACAUGUAACAGACCUCAUUUCAUUUACAGUACAUCUUAUACUUGGGAUUAAUUCACCUAUAACCUCUGUGAACUGGGAGUAAAGCAGAAGCAGCCCCAUGUCUCAUGAAUGUCUACAUUUAUAUUUAUUUUUUUGAGACAGAGUCUCACUCCAUCACCCAGGCUAGAGUGCAGUGGCACAAUCAUAGCUCACUUGCAGUCCUGAAUUCCUGACUCAGAUGAUCCUCCCACCUAAGCCUCCUGAGUAGCUAGAACUACAAGUGCACACCACCACACCUGGCUAAACUCAUGUCUGCAUUUAUGCGAGGUGUGUGGACCAGGUGGGGAGGGAGCUGUGACUGAGAUUCGCCUAUAUAAAAUACGCAAAAAGGGUUUGCUAAGCAAACUGAUAUUUGAAAUGACAGAUGGAUCAGGUUAGAGCAUAAUUUAUUCAGGAAUAAGAGCAAAACCAACCGCAUCAAAAAAUGUAUUUUACUGAGACAGCCUUUUGUGCAUACAACAGGAUGCCACUUACAGAUUUCAAGAAAGGAGAAAAAUAAUGCUUAUAUUGAGAUUACCUACCUCCCAGUAGUGAAAACAAUAAAAUUAUGCCUUCAAAUA